AUGUCCAGCAAACCUUCCGCGCAGCCCCAUGCCGUUUUCUUCAUCAAUGAGCUCCUGGAGAACAUUCUGCUGCACACAGACAUGAGGACCCUCCUAACGUCCGGUCAGCGUGUAUGCCAUGGCUGGAAGGAGACGAUAGAUUCAUCGCCAAAGCUCCAAGAGCACCUUUUCCUCAGACCAUCCAAAUCUCAAGUAUCAUGCUCUUGUCAACGAUCUCGCAACCCGCUCCUGGAAGAUGUUCUCUGGGCCCAGUUCUUCAUCAAGCAGCAACAAACCUCAGAUUCACCAGCCGAAGUCAGCAGGUUUCCCCUGCGCGAAUCGGAUCGGCCAAGGCUCGAGGCCUAUCUGCGGAAAGACGCCAGUUGGAAACAGAUGCUUCUACAGCAACCCCCAACAUCAUCAAUUGGCGUGCUCGAAAUAAUCAGAAGAUCAGAUUCCGAAUUCACAAAGUUGGAUGUCAGUCCAGACUCGGGGUUUCUCCGGAUGGGUCAUAUCUUGAAUCUCCUGCAGGGACGCAGCACGUUGGUUCCGACGCGCAAUAAAUGGAUUCUCUGGAGUGGUCGGUCACGAAUCCGAAUGCCUCUCAACUUCGAGCUCUGGGCGCCAAAAUGGGUAUACGAGCCGAGUACAUUGCGACCGGUUCAUGAAUGGAUACCCGAUAACAUCGACUGGGACAGUCUACGACUUGAAGUCGCGUCGAUGUACUUGAACGACUUCGAAUGUGAUUUGGUCAUUGUAUCAGAGCGGAGACAAAAGUUGUUCCAGGGUGAUGAUCGAGUCCACAAGGAGAGUAAACUCGAUCGUCGGCUUGAGAAGGUAUUUGGGGAGUGUCGGGUUGGGAUUGGAAGGCGGCAUAUCAAUCAUUCUUGGAUUCCUAUCAAGGGGGUGGGUGUUGAUCGGAGAUGGGUAUUGAGGCCAUGUUCUGCUACACCUCUUGUUCCGAAUCUGAGUGCCAUGUCCGAUUUCUCUGAUUCGUCUUCGGUUUCCUCUUCGUUUUCCUUGUCUGUCUGA
This is a messenger RNA of Penicillium olsonii, 1011 nucleotides long. NCBI's taxonomy places the organism in Eukaryota, Fungi, Ascomycota, Eurotiomycetes, Eurotiales, Aspergillaceae. The record is from the annotation of a GenBank genome assembly.